GGCCUGCUCGGCUGCGGGUUCGGGCCUGGCUGUGGGAUGUUAGCUGUGGGGGCGAUGGAGGGCCCCCGGCAGAGCGCGUUCCUGCUUAGCAGUCCGCCCCUGGCCGCCCUGCACAGCAUGGCCGAGAUGAAGACCCCGCUGUACCCCGCCGCCUACCCCCCGCUGCCCACCGGGCCCCCUUCUUCCUCCUCGUCCUCCUCGUCCUCGUCGCCCUCCCCGCCUUUGGGCUCCCACAAUCCAGGCGGCUUGAAGCCCCCGGCCGCGGGGGGCCUCUCGUCCCUGAACAGCCCCCCGCAGCAGCUCUCGGCCGCCACCCCGCACGGCAUCAACGACAUUCUGAGCCGGCCCUCCAUGCCGGUGGCCUCGGGGGCCGCCCUCCCUUCCGCCUCGCCCUCGGGGUCCUCUUCCUCCACCUCCUCGUCCGCCUCAGCCACCUCGGCCUCUGCGGCCGCAGCCGCUGCUGCUGCGGCCGCUGCCGCCGCCGCCUCUUCGCCCGCCGGGCUACUGGCCGGCCUGCCCCGUUUCAGCAGCCUGAGCCCGCCGCCGCCACCGCCCGGGCUCUACUUCAGCCCCAGCGCUGCGGCCGUGGCCGCCGUGGGCCGGUACCCCAAGCCCCUGGCCGAGCUGCCCGGCAGGACGCCCAUCUUCUGGCCCGGGGUGAUGCAGAGCCCGCCUUGGAGGGACGCACGCCUGGCCUGUACCCCGCAUCAGGGAUCCAUUUUGUUGGACAAAGAUGGGAAGAGAAAACACACCAGACCCACGUUCUCUGGCCAACAGAUCUUCGCUCUGGAGAAGACCUUCGAACAAACGAAGUACCUGGCAGGGCCAGAGAGAGCUCGCUUGGCCUAUUCUUUGGGGAUGACAGAGAGUCAGGUCAAGGUCUGGUUCCAGAACCGCCGGACCAAGUGGAGGAAGAAGCACGCAGCCGAGAUGGCCACGGCCAAGAAGAAGCAGGACUCGGAGACCGAGCGGCUCAAGGGGACUUCGGAGAACGAGGAGGACGACGACGAUUACAACAAGCCUCUGGACCCGAACUCUGAUGACGAGAAAAUCACGCAGCUGCUAAAAAAGCACAAGUCGAGCAGCGGCGGCCUCCUGCUGCACGCGUCGGAAGCCGAGGGCUCGUCCUGAGCGCCGCCCGCAGCGCCGGGAUCCCAGACCGCGCCGCUCAGCCGGUCCGGCCCGGGCCCCAACACCCCGGCUGCUCCCCGGGUCUUUACUAUUUUCUAAGAUGUACAUAUCUAUUUUUUUAACCUAGAAAUUGUGGCGGGGGCUGAGGGUAGGACGGCCGUUGAUGAGAAGGAAGGGAGCCCGCCGAGUGUACUGCGCAAAAAAACCGGCAGCCGAACCCGCAACCCCACGGCUUCCCAGGACCCUUCCCACCCGCGACUUCAGCGUCGCCUCCCCUCCCCCCGCCCCCAUCCAGGCUCGAUCCCUGGCUCGGCGGUCCCUGAGCUCCGGGUCGUGUUUCUGAAGAGUCAACAGCCAACGCCUGGUGCGAAUCUCGGAGCCACGCAGGGAGUCCGUCUCCUAGGGAAAAAGAGACGCUCCUGCGGCCCACAACUGCUCAACCCACUAAGUAACCUGUUGAAGGCUCUAUGUAAAUAAAUCGUGAGUCACACUGACUAGAAGUUACUUUAUUGUGAAUAUUUAAAAUGUAAAGUGCUUUUUGGAAUUUGGUAUAAAGAGAUGGACCUUUCCUCCCGUUGGUUUUAAGACCUAACACACCACUUGGCCUGCUUUCAUUUUAACUUGGGAAUCGUAGGGAAAAAAUGUCGUUGCCCUCCUCAGACACCUCCCUACUCACUUCUCUUAGGGCUCUGGAUCUUUCCGAACGGCUUUUCUCCUUCACCGAUUCUGUCGCUGACCUGGCAGACCUCCCUGGGCCCCAGGGCAGCCCCAAGUCCCCCCCCCCCACGCCCCGCCCCAGGACUUAAAAUUGCAGAACCCGCAGGCUUCUCACACCAGCUUCUGGGUUCCCUUCCGAAAUUGCACAGUCGUUUGUUGCUAUUUAUUAGUGAUUUAAAGAAAAUAUUGGGGAGGGAGGGGCUACAAUAUCUUGUAUUUAAUUUAACUCCUUUCUGAUAAAAAAUGCAUAAAAGUAGAUGUUGGAAAUUGUUGCAAGCUCUCUGGGUCAGAACAUGAAAAUUCCAUUUAGUUGCUGCAAUCCAAUCCGAAGUGUUUUGUAUUAUAAGAAUACUAUAGAAUGUGUAAAUUGUUUUCUUUUUAAGCUAAUAACAGUGACAUAUUAGCCUCUUUAACAUUUAUUAAUUUAUACGGAAUUCGGUUUGUAAAGAAAAGGCAGCCCCUUUGCGAGACCCAUGAAAUGUAAUGCACUU
Microtus ochrogaster (prairie vole) is the source of this 2339-nucleotide messenger RNA. RefSeq names its product NK6 homeobox 1 (gene Nkx6-1). Gene Ontology annotation, cellular component: nucleus. Gene Ontology annotation, biological process: cell differentiation; regulation of transcription by RNA polymerase II. NCBI's taxonomy places the organism in Eukaryota, Metazoa, Chordata, Mammalia, Rodentia, Cricetidae. Gene Ontology annotation, molecular function: DNA-binding transcription factor activity, RNA polymerase II-specific; RNA polymerase II cis-regulatory region sequence-specific DNA binding. The record is from RefSeq and is a predicted model, not a curated record.